Messenger RNA from Parascedosporium putredinis, 492 nucleotides. The record is from the annotation of a GenBank genome assembly. NCBI's taxonomy places the organism in Eukaryota, Fungi, Ascomycota, Sordariomycetes, Microascales, Microascaceae.
AUGGCGCCCACUCUCACAGAGGAUGAGAUUGACGAUCUCAUCUUUUUCUCUCGCGCGGGAGACGACAGUGAGCUUCAAGACAGUCUGAAAGUGCUAGCAGAGAGAGAGAAGGUAUCAGAGGCGGAGAUUAUCUCGGCGGCUCAGGAUGAGGGAAAGUCUACGUGUUUGCACAUGGCGACGGGGAACGGACAUCUGGAAACGGCCAAACUGCUUCUUGCGCGCUUCACCGAGCGCCCCAAGGAGGAGAAAAAGCAGUAUGUGGACGCGGCCAACGAGUAUGGAAACACGGCGCUGCACUGGGCGGCGCUUGGCGGCCACUUGGCUGUGGUGAGGAUGCUUGCGGAGGAGCACGGCGCGACGCAAGCGGUGGCCAACGACCGCAACUACGUGGCGCUGGACCUGGCACAAUUUAACGGUCACGAGGAUGUGGCGGCGUACUUCCUGAACCAAAUCAAGGAUCUCGAGGGGAAAACGGAACGGAUGGAGGCCUAG